UGAAGAGCAGAGACUAGAGUGGGAAAGCCAUAGAUGCACAACACCAUCUCUCAUGGUCUCUUCCUCUUAGUACGCCACGCACCGCAUCUAAUUUCACCAUUGUGCUGCCUGAUUCUGCGUUUAGGGUUCACUGUGAAUCUGAAAUUCAAUAUAAACAAAAGCGAGAGAGGAACAGAUUCAAAGAUCGUAAAACGAUUUUCAGUAUCGGGGAGUAGAGGAACAGAUUCGAGCAUCCAGAGAUCAAUUUAUGCAGAGAGCGAGAGAUUUGCAGAUUCAAAGAUCGUAAAACAAUUUCCAGUAUCGGAGUAUCGGAACAGAUUCGAGCAUCAAGAAAUCGUGAAAAUGGAGGAUUUCAAGCCAUUAUUUCAUAGAGAAGCAGAAAAUUUGUUCGAGAAGAAGGAAAGGAUUCGAACCCGAUAUAGGUAUGGCCUUUGA
Molecule: messenger RNA, 435 nt
Organism: Cucurbita moschata (crookneck pumpkin)
Lineage: Eukaryota; Viridiplantae; Streptophyta; Magnoliopsida; Cucurbitales; Cucurbitaceae
Exons: 2
Coding region: 34-435 (133 amino acids)
Source: RefSeq, a predicted model, not a curated record